AAUACUUGUUGCCUCAAACGGGUUAUUCCAGAUUGAUUCAGGAUUAGUGACUGAGAGAAUUCAUCAUUAAAGAAGCUAAAAGAAUCUUCCCGGCAAUUUUCUUUAUUAUUAUGAAAAAUACGAUAAUUAUCAUUUUAACAAUUAUAUUCAGUUUGAUGAAACAUGGAUAUACACAAUGUGGUAUAGAAACAUUUCAAUGUAAAAAUGGAGACUGCAUAAAGAGUGAAUUAUUAUGUGAUGGGCAGGCAGAUUGUAAAGAUAGCUCUGAUGAAACAGUUGUAGAGUGUACUAAAGCUGAAAUCAUAUGUCCAAAUUAUGCAUUUCGAUGUUCUUAUGGUGCAUGUGUAGAUGGAGAUGUAACUUGCAAUGGAAUACAGGACUGUAUUGACAAUAGUGAUGAAACAUUGUCUAGAUGUACAGGCAUUUCAUCCAAUAUGUCUUCAUCUGUAUCGUGUAGAAAAGAUCAAUUCACAUGCGCUAAUGGACAUUGCAUUGAUAAAAGUAGUUUAUGCGAUGGUAAAGCAGACUGUGCAGAUAAUUCAGAUGAGACAUAUAUGCAAUGUGGUUCAAUCAUCUGUCCAAAUUUCUCUUUUCGUUGUGCUUAUGGUGCCUGUAUUGAUGGUGAUUUAAAAUGCAAUGGAGUUGAAAACUGUGCAGAUGGUUCCGAUGAAGAUCCUGUGAAAUGUAAAUAUACUACAGGAACAACUUCAACUCCUCCUCCUAUAAUACAGCGUCCAAUACCUCCUAUUAGUUCCAAAUUUUGUAUUGUACCACCAAAACCAGAAAAUGGUUAUUGGAAAUUACACAAAUCAUAUUGCUGUGAUGUGCAAGCUGGUCAAGUAUGUAAUGAUUGUGAUGUUGCACAAGGCACACGGUUAGAACCAGGACAAGAAUUAAUAUACAAAUGUAAUCCUGGUUAUAAAUUAAGUAAAGAUACUCGUCCAUUUUGUAGCUUGCAAGGUAAAUGGGUAAAUAUUCCAGAAUGUAAAGAAAUACGUUGUAAAGGAUUAGAAUCAGCUUCAACAGGUGUUAGUUGUAGACGCAAUGGUGGAUAUACUCCAUGUUCAAAUCCUGUUCCUGGAACAGAAGCAAUAUUAUUCUGUCGUAAUGGUUAUAAAGAACAGACAAACUUUGCAUCAUCACGAGUUACAUGUAAUAAAAAUGGUGAAUGGAGCCCCAAUCCAAUACAGUGCAUUCCAGCAUGUGGUGUUCUACCUGUACAGUAUACACCAACUAUUGUAAAUGGAGCUCCAGCUAAUAUUUCCGAAUUUCCGUGGCAUGCUACACUCUAUAGGGCGGAGAAUUCUUUUGCACCAAAAAGAUUUAUUUGUGGUGCAACUAUUAUUCAUGAAAGACUUCUAAUUACAGCAGCACAUUGUGUUUAUGAUGAAGUGGCUCAGAAACUGGACGAUGCUUCAAAAUUUUACAUAGUCACAGGCAAUAUUUUUCAAGAUUAUGAUUCUCCUUUACAUAAUAAUAUAACGGUGAAGAAGGCAAAGGUAAAACAUAUAUACUAUCAUUGUGAUAGAUACAGAGGACUUAGCGGAAAUUAUGAAAACGACAUAGCUAUAUUGGAAGUUACACCAUCACUUACAUUGUCAAACAGAUUAGUACCUGUAUGUUUAGAUUCGAAGGAUGAGAUUAAAUUAGAAAAUGGAAUGUAUGGAAAAGUUGCAGGAUUUGGGAAGACUGCUUCAGGAGAAUUUAGUGCAAUGUUACAACAAAUUACAGUGCCAUAUGUUUCUUACAGUAUGUGUAAACAUUCAAGUAUUGUUCCUGAAACAGGACAAGUACUUAUUACAAAUGAUAAGUUUUGUGCAGGUUAUGUAAAUGGGUCUUCAGUUUGUAAUGGUGACAGUGGAGGUGGAUUGAUUUUUAGCAGCAAUACAUUGUGGUAUUUAAAAGGUAUUGUUAGUGUUACUAUUAGUAAAACAACAGGAGGGUCUACAACAUGUAACAGUGAUACAUAUUCUUUGUAUACUCAAGUUUCCAAUCAUUUGUUAUGGAUUCAGGAUAUUAUUUUAUCGAUAGACCAACAAUCAUUACUACCUGUGUGUCCUACAUAAUGAAAUGCUCACCAUUGCUUAUACUCUACCUCUAAUGAAAUAUACUAAUGUAACUGAGA
Messenger RNA from Bombus impatiens (common eastern bumble bee), 2125 nucleotides. RefSeq names its product modular serine protease. NCBI's taxonomy places the organism in Eukaryota, Metazoa, Arthropoda, Insecta, Hymenoptera, Apidae. The record is from RefSeq and is a predicted model, not a curated record. The transcript is spliced from 8 exons. Gene Ontology annotation, biological process: proteolysis. Gene Ontology annotation, molecular function: serine-type endopeptidase activity; protein binding. The coding region runs from base 111 to 2066 and encodes 651 amino acids.